Gigantopelta aegis is the source of this 1116-nucleotide messenger RNA. RefSeq names its product zinc/cadmium resistance protein-like. The transcript has 8 exons. Lineage: Eukaryota; Metazoa; Mollusca; Gastropoda; Neomphalida; Peltospiridae. The record is from RefSeq and is a predicted model, not a curated record. Gene Ontology annotation, biological process: zinc ion transmembrane transport; detoxification of zinc ion; intracellular zinc ion homeostasis. Gene Ontology annotation, molecular function: zinc ion transmembrane transporter activity. Gene Ontology annotation, cellular component: membrane. Bases 1 to 1116 code for a protein of 371 amino acids.
AUGGGUUUGACAAAAUCCAGUCGAAUGAUUUCAAUGAUUGGUUUGACGUUCGUGUUUCUUCUCGUGGAAAUCAUCACAGGCUACGUGACUAACUCCAUGGCGCUCGUGACGGAUUCCUUUCACAUGAUUUCCGACUUUGUGGCACUGGUCGUUGGUCUUGUUUGUGUACGGAUUUCAAAAUGGCCGAGUAAAAGGAACACAUUCGGCUGGAUAAGAGCGGAAGUGCUGGGAGCGAUGGUGAAUGCCGUUUUCCUCCUAGCUCUCUGCUUCUCCAUCUUUGUGGAAGCUUUAAAGAGGUUGUCUCAAGUUCAGGAAGUCAACAAUCCCGAACUCUUGAUGGUCGUCGGCGCCUGUGGCCUGCUAAUCAAUGUAAUCGGCAUGAUGCUGUUCCAUCAGCAUGGUCAUAGCCAUCUCCAUAGCCAUCUCCAUAGCCAUGAUCAUUCUGUUAGUGGUGGUGGUCACAUAGAAGACAUACGUUCCCUUGGUGACAGGGUGCCGAGUCACGGCGACGCCCACGACGCCCACGACACUGCUGACGGCAGACAGUCUGAUACCAUGAUAAACAUCGAGGAUGGAGAUGAUAUUUCUCUAGAAAAAGGAUCCCAAAAAUUAGAAUCAGAAGGACAUCUGAAUAUGAGAGGUGUGUUUUUACACGUUCUGGGAGACGCACUGGGAUCCGUCAUAGUCAUCAUCAGUGCCCUGGUGAUCUGGCUAGUCGAAGACGACUGGAGGUAUUACGUUGAUCCGGCCUUAAGUCUUAUCCUGGUUGGAAUAAUAUUGUUUUCUACGAUUCCACUUUUUAAAGAGUCAUCGUUCAUUCUACUUCAAAGUGUGCCAUCGCACAUUCAAACAGAUCGAAUUCGAGGCAAGUUGGAAAAGCUACAGGGCAUUCGAGCAGUGCAUGACCUACAUAUCUGGCAGCUGGCUGGAAGCCAUAUCGUGGCUUCCGUGCAUGUCAGGUGUGACAGUAUCCACAAAUAUACCGUUCUCGCAUCCGAAAUGAAACAACUGUUUCACAAUGAGGGCAUAGAAUCAACCACCAUUGAGCAGGAAUUUAGUGAGGCAUACAUCUGCAGUCCUGGUGGUAUUACUGUCAUCGAUGUAAGCCAACUCUGA